Parasteatoda tepidariorum (common house spider) is the source of this 2516-nucleotide messenger RNA. RefSeq lists its product as uncharacterized. NCBI's taxonomy places the organism in Eukaryota, Metazoa, Arthropoda, Arachnida, Araneae, Theridiidae. The record is from RefSeq and is a predicted model, not a curated record.
UGGGACGCGUUGCUAUUCGAACAGUUGUUUUCUCACGAUGAGGUCGCAUGGAUAUCCUUAUCUUAAAAGAGGAAUGUUAGUUGCUCUCGCUCCUCUGGCGGUUUUGGCGCUUUUAUUUCCAGGUAUUUUUUCGUUGAAAUUAAGAGAGGUUUCCGUUCCUGCAGUUGUGAUUAAAGGUGAUGACGUAUGGUUAAACUGUACUUAUGACUUAGAAAAGGAAACACUCUACUCAAUAAAAUGGCAUAAGAACAACGUAGAAUUUUACAGAUAUAUACCAGCGGAUCAUCCUCCUGGACAGAAAUAUGAGCUUGAAGGAAUACAUAUUGAUCUAAGAAGAAGUCAUGAAGGAAACAUAUAUAUGCCAACCACUGAUGUUAAUUCAGAGGGAAUUUAUCGAUGCGAAGUUUCUUCGGAAGCGCCUAUUUUUCGAACUGUGAAAGGAGAAAGAGAGAUGAGGAUUUAUGUCAAUCCCAGUACAAGGCCUCAAAUCUUGGGCAGCAAACAGCAUUAUGGUAUUGGAGAUAUGGUAAAUGUAACAUGUAUAUCUGCACCUUCAAGACCAGCAGCAUUUUUGAAGUGGCUUAUAAACAGUAGAGAAAUUGAGCCUCGUAGUAGUCAACUUCAUCGCCAAACCCCAGUUGAAGAGCCUGUUGGUUUGUUUACAUCGAUUCUUGUGUUGACGUUUUACGCUAAGCAUGAGCACUUUGAAGAUGGAAAGAUGAGAUUACAAUGUGAGGCCAUGAUUUCUCAAGCACACAUGCUCAGAAGUGAGGAAAUCACGAUCACGAAUUCAACAAGAGCUGCAGCUGCAACUUUGUCCGAUUUUGAUACCAUGAAAGAUGGUCCAACAAUAUCAGGAGGUAAGAGUGAAUACCAAGUAGGUGAAACAGUGGAUGUCAAUUGCACCGCCUCGAGAUCUCAACCACCGGCAGAACUGCAUUGGUAUAUCAAUGACAAAGAGGUGAGGACAGAGCACCUCAUAAAGCGUCCAUCUAUCAUUGACCGAGAUGGAGAAUCAACAGUCCUGGGUUUGCGUUUUGAAGUGAAAUCUAGACACUUUAUUAAGAAUGAGAUGAGAUUGAGAUGCACGGCAACUCUGUCUGAAGUGAAAACAAUGACAAGUGAACCUCAAGAAGCGGAAAUAGCAGAGCAGAAGGAAUCCCGUUUGCAUGUAGAUGAUCAUCUUAGGGCUCAAUCUGUUUCAAGUAUAUCUACAAACUUUGAUGCAUCAGUCAUUUCCUUAUGGAGUAUUAUUCUCAUAUCCCAUCUAUGGUGUUUACUAUAAACCACGGAAAUCUAUGCAUUUGAACCGUUUUUUUAAUGAUUCCCUUAUAUGUGUGGCAGAAAGGAGACACAGCAAAACAUGUACCAGAGUCUUUCAAGUGUGUCGCCAAGAAAAGGGAUAGAAACCAAAUCCCAUAAAAUAAAUGCUUUUAUUUCGGAAGAAGAUUCCAAUAAUAAUCAACCGGAUGGAAUCGUCAGUCUUUACAUUGUGAUCAAUGGUAAAACUGUAUGAGAAGAAAAAAGAAAAGUAAAGCGAGCUCUGACCGGGGGGAAAAAAUGCUGGCUUAUUGACGGUAAUGGUGAGAAAUAAGAUGGUCGUAGCUUAUCACUGAUUUUGUAAAAUAAAAUGAUGAAAAAAAAAAAAAGGAUUCGAAAGUGUGUUCUACGAAACCGGUGAACAAUCAAGAUAUGUCUGUGAAAGCCAUUAUUGUUUGUUUGAGACAAAUUUUCUUAUUUGUUCUUCGUUUUUUGGAAUUGGAACGGAGGAGCGAAGCCUUGCUUCUUUAUUGAUGUUUUUUACUCAAUGGAUUACUUUUUCUAAUGGACUAAAAAGGAAAAUGUAAAAAAAGUGUUUAAAAAUGUGAAGAACUUGAAUUGCCUUGUACAAAACAAAUGAAGCCAUCCCUCUUUCACUACACUUUUUAUUUAUUUAUUUAUUUAAAGUUUGUGUAUUUUAACACGGGGAAAAGAAAAACGAAUAAACUUACCGUAACUGUUUGGUAAUGGCAUUUCAGGUAAAAAAUAAUAAUUCUAGUUAAUAAAACCCAAUUGCCUGGCAAUUUUUCUUUUCUAUUGGUAUUUUUUUGUUCAUAUGGUAAGAGUAUACCAGAAAUUCUGGAUUUCAAAAUUCUGUUUCGUAUUACCACAUAUUACCACAUAUUUAGCAAAAAUACAUAACUGAAAAGUAAAUUUAAACGAAUAAAUAACUUUUAAGUGUCAAGAUAAAAUUACCAAAUUUUACCCCAUUUACUAAACGUUAUCUAUAACAAUAACGUUAUCUAUAACAAUAAUAUUGUUAUCUAUAUCUAUAACAAAACACUAUAAAACAAUAUUUUAUUGUUAAUUUUCCCAAAAUUAUUUCGAAAUCGCUAUGGAUACAGCUUUUUAGUGCUACCAUAGAGUCAGAAACACGGUAAAUUUUACUAUAUUCUGGUAGUUUUGACAAUACUUUUUCUCAGCGAAAUAAAUCCUUAUUUAAUUAAAAAGAACUUUAUUGAAUUUGUACAAUUUUU